Molecule: messenger RNA, 3858 nt
Organism: Aspergillus caelatus
Lineage: Eukaryota; Fungi; Ascomycota; Eurotiomycetes; Eurotiales; Aspergillaceae
Gene: tcsB
Product: putative sensor histidine kinase/response regulator TcsB/Sln1
Exons: 7
Coding region: 202-3480 (1092 amino acids)
Biological process (GO): phosphorylation; phosphorelay signal transduction system
Molecular function (GO): phosphorelay sensor kinase activity
Source: RefSeq, a predicted model, not a curated record
CUUGCACUUCCAACGUGGUUAGUGCAGAAUAUUCUGGGCUCUUCCUAACCGCGGACGGUCGAUGGAUCAAAUAAACAUGCAUCUCACUCCUGGCUAGGCCGGUGUUUCUCUUUUCUCCAGAUUUUCGGUCCCCAUAGCAGGACACUAGAAACUACCAAAUCCCCUCCAUGGACUGACCAUUGCUGGCAUUGCCGUGCCCGGAUGCGCAUCCCCAUUGCCGUGCAGCUAGGGCUGCUAGUACUCCUGACGGCCCUAGUGGGUAUUGUCAUCCUCGCCGUUGCGACAUGGACCACCACAUAUAGUUUUGUAGUCGAUGUCGAAUCGCACGGGCUUGAACUCGUCGCGACCAUCAAAGCGAGUCAGAUUGCCUCGAGCCUCGAGCUCCUCGAAGUGACCUGCAAAACUAUCUCCACGCGACUCCUGGUACAAUCGGCUCUGCGACGCUAUUAUGCCGGCAAUGCAUCAGAGGCGAACUGGGCGACUUCCAUCACCGACGUGCAAUCGGCACUCGGCAGCCGGGGAUACCUAAGCACAUACCAGGCCAUCCUCUACUCGAAGAACGGACAAAAUGGUCGCGACCGAUUAUUGAAAGUCACUAGUGAUUCAAUACCGGAGAUCACACUUCCCUACACCUACUCGAAUGGCAGUUCCGUAAAGCUGGGCGAUGAAGGGCUCGGAUACCCCUCCAAUCUCUAUCCAAAUUUGACAUAUACACAAAACCCUGAAAAGGGCAAUGCUACCACGGUGAAUGCCUUUUCCGAUUACACCCUAGGAUUAACUUCUGCGCUGCUGCUGGGUCCCAUAGCAAUCAACAACUCCUUUUCUCUGGUUUCCCUGACACUACCCAUUGUCAAUAAUACAUCAGAUACAGAUAUCCUAGGUUUCAUGACGGUUGUCGCCAGCGCGGAGAACGUGCAAAACGUGGUCAGCUCUCGCGACGGGCUGGGCAACACCGGGCAAGUCCUCCUCCUCGGCCCCUCUAGGCCUGAGAACCGCUUCUCCACAGAGCCUGCAACAGCCACUUCGUCCACUGAUCAACCAGCUCUCGCCGACGCGCAGGUUCACUACAUCUUCGAGCCCACGCCCCUGCCGUCCCAAGACAGCCGUCACCGUGGCGUCUCCGCCGGUACCUCCUUCGAGCUUUCCAAGUACCCUAUGGCGCUGAAAUUGAUGGUCGAAUCCGAGGACAACGAGAAUAAAUCCGUUAGUAAGCUUUCUACCAAAAACGAACAAGGAUACAAUGUCGCAGUGGGCGCGGUUCGGCCCAAAACAUCCUUGGUUGAAUGGAUUCUUGUGGUGGAGGAAACGCACUCCGAAGCCUUCACGCCGGUGGCCCGUCUGCGGAAGAUCAUCCUUGCCUGUGUAUUCGGGACAGCAGGGUUCAUUAUCUUAGUUGUGCCUCUGGUAGCACACUGGGCUGUUGCUCCCAUUCGCAGGAUGCGGGAGGCUGCUCGGAAAUCGAUCGAACCAGAGGUGCCGCCAACACCAUCCGCAGGCUACAUUGAGCACGUAACCAAUGGACACAGAGACACGGUACAGACUAUUGAGGAACAUAUGGAUGAAAAAGGCGCCCCUGUCUCUUGGGUCAAACGCCUUCGACGGCCGCUGGAGCGAUUCAACAGCUCUCACAGUUUUGGCAAUCGACAGGAUCCCCGGUCCUCUUUCCGGAUUCCUUCGAGGGUGAAGGAACGGAGAUCCUGCGUGACGGAUGAACUCACGGAGUUGACCAGCACUUUCAACGAGAUGUCAGACGAACUCACGAUCCAAUACAAUCGACUGGAAGAACGCGUGGUGGAGCGGACAAAGGAACUCCAGAAGGCCAAAUUGGCAGCAGAAGCGGCUAACGAGAGCAAGACCUUGUUCAUCGCCAACAUUUCGCACGAGCUCAAAACGCCGCUGAAUGGAAUUUUGGGCAUGUGUGCGGUGUGCAUGGGAGAAGAAGACCUGCAUCGGAUUAAGAAGUCGCUCCAGGUGGUCUACAAAUCUGGCGAUCUCCUGCUGCAUCUGUUGAAUGACUUGUUGACUUUUAGCAGGAAUCAGAUUGAGCAGGCUAUUCAUCUUGAGGAGAAGGAGUUUAGACUCUCUGACAUCCGUUCUCAGCUGUCGAUCAUAUUCCAAAACCAAGUACAUGAGAAGCAUAUUAAUUUCAGUGUCAACUAUGUCGGCACUGGAAAUAGUCAGCCUCGGGGUACCAUGUGCCAGGAACGAGGAAUUGAACGGGCACACCCGGCUGUUGGUCCACCGCAGACAGGCCGACUCAGGGACAUGGUGCUCUGGGGCGACCAACAUCGGAUCCUGCAGGUGUUGAUCAAUUUGGUUGGGAAUAGUCUCAAGUUCACCCCUGAGAAUGGCAAGGUCGAGGUCCGCAUCCGGUGUGUGGAGGAAGUCCCGAACCCCGAGAGCUCCGUGACGCUGGUGCAAGACUCUAAACCGACCUCACGAGUACGUUCCCGGACUCCCUCACGGUCAAACGCAACGCGGGUGGAUGGUGCCGACUUUCUCGACAACCAAGUGGCUACACAGACGCCUUCCCAGUCUGAUUUGCGGACACUCAUAUUCCAGUUUGAGGUCGAGGAUAAUGGACCAGGCAUCCCGGCCAACAUGCAGAGGCGUGUCUUUGAUCCCUUCGUGCAGGGAGACCUGGGAUUGAACAGGAAAUACGGAGGAACUGGACUUGGUUUGAGUAUCUGUGCUCAACUAUCUCGACUUAUGGGAGGCAUCAUCCUAUUGGAUAGUGAAGAAGGGAACGGGGCGCUGUUUACCUUGAAGAUACCAUUGAAAUUUGUCAAGGAGGCAGCAGCUAGCACGCGAAGCUCCAGCGUUGCCGGCUCAAGGACACCGAGUGUUGUGUCACUUUCACUGGAGGAGUUUUCCAACAUCGCUCAGACCCCAUCAAACCACAGCUCUGUUGGUAACAAAGAAACACUCGCCACUGGCUUCGAAAAGCCUGAUGUCCAGCCACGGCUAGUUGGGUUGAGUCAACCAUUCUUCGCUCCUACUGUUCCAUCGGCUCCUUCGUCUCCAUCAAAGGGUCCAUCAGAGUCUAACCAAGAUUCCUCGGACAAUGGUUCGAAGAAGAUCCGCGUGUUGAUGGCCGAGGACAAUAAGAUUAAUCAGGAAGUAGCCCUUCGGAUGCUUGCCCUUGAGGAAGUUUACGAUGUGACGGUAGUCAAGGAUGGGCAAGAGGCAUACGACACUGUCAAGGCUAACAUGGAAGAGGGCAAAGUAUUCGACCUCAUCUUCAUGGAUAUCCAGAUGCCAAUCCUUGAUGGACUUCAGAGCACGCGACUCAUUCGUGAGAUGGGAUACUCGGCGCCUAUUGUCGCCCUGAGCGCCUUUUCAGAGGAUAGCAAUAUCAAAGACUGCAUAGACUCCGGAAUGGACAUGUUCAUUAGUAAACCUAUCCGACGGCCUAUCUUGAAGCAGGUACUUAACAAAUUUGCGACCAUUCCUGAAGAGUCCGACAGCAGUUCUUCGUGAUGUUGGCAUCUUUGUUCCGGUACCACCCUUGACCUAUGCGUGUAAUUCAUGCUUAUUUGCCAUGAGAAAAAAAAAAUAUCUGUACAUAAAUGAUAGCUUUAGGGCGUAAUCUUGGGGCCACAGCGUAUAAUUACCAGUUCUUCAGUUUUGUAAAUAUUGUGAUCUAAUCGUAGGGUGCGGCGAGUCUCAUGGGAUCCCUUUGGGAUGGGUAUUUAAUUCUUAUUCACCUAUCACCAUCAAGGGUAUACAAGAAUAAGAACAACUUAAAUAAAUAUAAUGCCAUUAUGCUGGAGCUGGGCUAUUGGUUGGAUUCUCAACCAUGGCAUGGACUGUUGACCUAGAAAGUGCUCUCUUAUGAUGGCCAUUGCACAAGGGAAG